Messenger RNA from Funneliformis caledonium, 590 nucleotides. NCBI's taxonomy places the organism in Eukaryota, Fungi, Glomeromycota, Glomeromycetes, Glomerales, Glomeraceae. The record is from the annotation of a GenBank genome assembly.
CAAGUAUCUCAAAUGAUGCAAGAUGGCUAUGUACAGCUAAGUCCGUCAAAAUAAAGGGAGGGUCAAACUACGUGUCGAUGCAACCACUAAGCGAUCCUGAGUACGUCUCAGAUCGUUACGAGUACAUCUCUAGAGGACUCCUCCUAAACUCUAUUCUUCACCUAAGCAGUACGCACUCCAUGAAGAAGUACAGUUUUUCACAAAUCCUCUGGCGUUUUGAAGGAAAAAGUGCAUUCAGAUUAGGUCAAAAAGUUUUGGUCAACUGUAAAGAAAGUGAAUACGGAAGCACAAAUACAGGAAGCAGCGAUAAUACAGGAGUUUCUGAAGAUGCUGUGAAUGAUGUCUUCCUGGCAUCUAAGUAUCUAAGAGAUGGAGAAGUUGUAUUCGAUAGUGACAUGACUCAAUAUUAUAACGAUGAUUAUAAUACCUGCACUUCACCACAGCGGUUCGAGACAAGUGUGUCUGUUCUCAAUCUGAUUAGCAAUCAAAAACCAAACAAUGAGUUGAACAAGAAUAAAGGAGAUUCUGAUAGAAAUGUAAAUAAGAACUCAGGCGAGUAUUUGACGUUUGAUUAUAACUCUCUAGAAUGA